Molecule: messenger RNA, 2127 nt
Organism: Sinocyclocheilus grahami
Lineage: Eukaryota; Metazoa; Chordata; Actinopteri; Cypriniformes; Cyprinidae
Product: zinc finger BED domain-containing protein 4
Exons: 3
Coding region: 151-2094 (647 amino acids)
Molecular function (GO): protein dimerization activity
Source: RefSeq, a predicted model, not a curated record
AAAAGAGCUGCUAGCGGAUAGCGAUGUUUACGGUCGGAUCCGACACCGGGCAUCGUAUCGUUUGCGCGCUCACACAGAUUUGACGGACGUCUGUUUUUAUGGUUUUCCCGAGACGUGUAAGCGAGGAGAUGUUUUCACAAUGACAGGACGAUGCGAUCAGUGUCAGACCAGAUUGGAAGAUCACUGAUGGCGUCAAAAUCUAGGGUCUCCAUUCUGGAUUACUUCAAUAUCGUCUGUGAGGGAGAAAAUGGCAAAAUUGAAUCAAACUGCAAAGCUUGUGGCACAAGGAUUCAGGCUAAACGGACAGUUACUUCUAACUUUGUUACACAUUUAAAGCGCAAACAUCAGGCCAUGUAUGAUGAGUUUGUGAGGAAGAAAGAUGUGAAAAGGGAGGCAAUGCAGACGUGUACUGGUCCUCCAAGUGGUCGAGUGAUCUCUCAAAGUGGUGCUGGAAUGAACAAGUUUGACUACAGUGACCCUCGCCAGUCCCUAAUUUCAGAAGCCAUCGCCAAGAUGAUCAUCCGAGACCUGCAGCCGGCACAGAUAGUGGAAUAUGAGGGUUUUCGUGAGCUUCUUCAGCUCCUGGAGCCCCGUUACAUACCAGUACCAUGCCAUUAUAUACAACAGCAGCUCCUGCCAGCCUAUGUCUCCCAAGUGCAACUAGCUGCCAAACAGGCUUUAAAAGGAGCCGAGUCCUGCAGUGUGACCCUUGACCUGUGGAGAAGCAGCUCUGUGGGUAAUAACAGUGGUGCUGGGUUUUUUGGAGUGACUUGCCAUUUCAUUAACGCAGACUGGCACAUCAGAUCCGCUCUUUUGGCAUGCUUACCUCUUCCAGACCACAGCAACACUCAGCAAAUGCUCAGCGAGUUUGAUGAGAUCUCCGAGUCCCAUGGCAUGUCUGGCAAAGUGUUCAGAGUCGUUGCAGACUUGUCGCCCUGUGAAAACAGAUCGGCUUUUCGUCUUCCUGGGUUCAGUCUCAUUGGAAAUGGUGGAGAAGAUGAGGAAGAUGGUAGCGAUGAAGAGUCGAGUGCCGGGGAAGCCAAAGAAGCCAUUAGUAGCAACGAGAACAACAAGUCUUUAGAUCAGUGUCUUGGUCGAAGUAGGAUAGACUGCUUUGCUCGAUUACUAGCUCAGUGUGUUAAGGAAGGAGUUUGCGCUUCCCCUCAAAUAUCGGUUCCUCUAAACAAAGGAGCCCACCUGUAUAACUACAUAAUUGCUACAGUGGCUCCUGAAAAACUUGUCCAAGUGUUCGGCUCCAGUACCUCAACAAAGUGGCAAAGACCCUCAUUCACAGACAAGUGGAACGCUCAGUUAAAAAUAUUACGGCAAAUGGUCGAGUCAAUGGAUUUUCUUGAAGACAUUGUAGAUAGAAAUGACCUAGUCCUCGGUAACUUAGAAAAAGCGGAGCUACGGGAGCUGGUUGAGCUGUUGGAGCCUUUUGAGGAGGCCUCAGACAUGGUCCAAGGAGACAAGCACGUGUCCAUCAGCCUAGCCCUGCCCUGUGUGCUAGGUCUGCGCAAGCACCUGGCUGAGGUCGUAACUCACCAGUGCUCUGGGAUUGUGAUGGGAUUGUCUCAAGCUCUGGACCGCAGACUGGCAGGCAUUCUUGAGGACCCUCUUUAUGUAACAGCCACCACCCUGGACCCACAGUUCAAGCUGUCCUGGAGCAGUGACAGCGACUGGCACAAACAGGUGCUGCUGGAAGAGGUUCGAAAGCAUACUCGGCCUUUGAUUCCACUAGAACAUCACCCAGAGGCCCAGCCGUCACCGUCCAAACGUUGCAAGCUGUUCUCGUUCAUUAAGCAGAGGCCGACCGCCCAGGCCAAGACUGUGGAGCAGGAACUGUCCACAUAUCUCCAUGAAGAACCCACAGAUGAGGAUCCACUACAAUACUGGAAACGCAAGUCCAUCGAUUUCCCCCUACUCUCACAAGUAGCCAAAAAAGUUUUUACCGUGCCAGCAACAACCACAUCAGUGGACCAGAUAUUUAACCUGGUUAGCAAGACGCUCAGACCAGAGCAAUGCCGACUUCUGCCAAAAAACCUGGACACUCUGAUUUACUUGAAGGCUAACUAUAGGAUACUUUGGUCCUAACUGUAAAGAGAGCUUUUUCUUUGGAUUUUCUUU